GCAUGGAUAUUGACGAAGCUGGAGCGUUGAAGGCAUGGAUAUUGACGAAGCUGGAGCGUUGAAUGGGAACUCCAAUGGUGACAUGGCUCAAACUCAUAAUGGUGACGUGGGGAUGGUGGGAGCCGAGCCGGGUGUUACAACGCCGGGGCAACCGCAUCCGCGGAUGGAACCCGAGGAAGAAGACGGCAAAGGGAAUAGAUCUCCACCUCAAGCCGCUACGAAUUACUGGAUUGAAGAGGAGCGAGUUCGCGAAAUGCUGGCGAAAUGCUACGAUGCAGGGAUUCUGCUGACUGGAUGGGAUAUAGGAGAAUUGAGCAAGGAAGGCUCAAAGGCUUGCUUUGUGCUAAACCGUUCCUUGGACGAAAUCAAGGUUAGAUGGCUGAAAGAGUGCACAGUAACAGUCAUCUUCUUGGAGGGCUCUAAGAACCUGCCAAAGAAGAUGAAAGAGGAUGUUAUAAGAGCCUUUGAAGACAUUUGGCUGGCAGAGCAGCGCUUUGAUUCCUCCAUAACUCGGGGAAGGGUUUGCAACGUGCUGUCAUAUGUGGCGAAGGACAAGAGGGUGGCGGAAUGGAUGCUAGAAGAGGAGUUCAGCGUGGCGUUGAAAAGACGGUGGUACAACAUAGCUUUCAAGCCGUGGCUGACCAAGGUGGAAAUCGAGGAGGCAAAGAAGGAAGUUGAUAGGACCUAUUUUUGGAUCCGGUUCAUUGACGUUCCUAUUGACGCCUUUUGCUAUUUGGAAUCAGCAGCUGAAGCGUCUAUUGGACCAGUAAUCAAAGUCUAUCCACCAGAGUCAAAUGCGCGUACCCCUAGACUAAUUAAUGUCAGAAUGGACAUAGCGAUUGAGAGCAUAGCAAGAUUGAAGGAGAUGCUGGAGUUUACGACGUUUCAGGGUCAAGUGAUAAAGCUGCAGGUGGCAAAUGCGUCAACGCAGUGGUGCAGUAAUUGCCGAAGAUAUUUCCAUCUAGCUGACCAGUGCCCGCGAGCAAGACGAAGGAGAUCAGGCAGUCCAGCGGUCGUCCUACCAGCAGAGUGCCCUCCCGCGCGAACUCCAGCAACGGAAGAUCUCAAUCUCACUCCAAAUCUCAGUCUCCACAUACACGUGACAGAUCGGGCGCGUCAUCCGGCAAUGAGGGAGGCAGGACGUCUGCAGCGGAUUCACAGGCUAGAAGGAGGAACCAUCCCACGUACAAAGGAAAGAUCGGCCCAAGGGGCUCGAGUCCUGCCCAGGAUGGAGAGGGAAUGGGGAUUGGCGAGGAAGGAAGAUCCCAUCCCAAGCGAAUGGAAGGCCCUCUUGGCUCCUGAAGGACUGGAUCCUCCAGGUACAUGGUACGUAGGUCCUCUUCCAAAUGGUACUCAAUCUUUCUGGAAACUACUACAUUACACGCAGGACGGUAUCAGAGUAUUUGAGAACUGGGUCCAGAACCCGUCUGCUGGGGAGCUCAGUCACAUAAGCCAGGACAACUGUCAACCUCCACCGGGAGCAGUCCUGGAUCAAGUCAGAAUGGAGGAGAUUUGGGAUGAGGAGGAGCAUCAUGUUGUGAAGAGGAUCUCCAAUCAGACGUUAAGGUCCUGUAAACUGGAUCCAGGAGGUUGGGGAUGGAGGGGUAGAGGAAGAAAGGGCUCAGGGAAGAUGAAUGCUGCUGCUGUGGGAGAUCUCGGUGAUUCGUCUGAUGAUUACCAUAGCGCUGCUUCUGCAUCGGUGGGCGCUUCCUCUAGAAGCACAAGGACGGAGGCGGCGGACUCAGAAGCGAACGUAGACAAUAAGCGAACGGAUAACCGCGGAGACAUUCCCGAGUCCUUGGCGUCAGUGGUGAGAGUGGUGAAUCUGCCGGUGACAAGCACCGGUAGACAGUUGGUCAUGAUCGGUGGUGGUGGGGAUGACGACUUCAGUGAUUCGAGGAACGAAGGGCGAAUCUGUAUUGUUGGCGACAGGGCAGAUGUUGACGAACAGACCUCGGGAGAGGAUGCACAAUGGUCCUCCAUUUCGCUAACAAAGUCGACGUCUUCAUCGUCGUACAUUGCAUCCUCUCUGCCGAUGUCCGAGGUGAGGUAUGUCUGCCACGACACGGAUGAGUGCAGCAAAGAUGUGACUUCCAAGCCUCUGGCAGAGGUGCUCACCCACCAGACGGAAAUCUGCGAGCUGUCGAAGGUGUGUGUGUGCGAUUCCCUGGAGGCAUUGUCUUCCCCAACCAAAGGGCUGGUAUCCUGUCCUCACCUGAGGUCGACCGCGUCCAUAUUCCUGCCGCAGCGUGAGGUCUCAGGGAUGUGCGAUGACUCCGCCUCCUCGCAGACUCCCCUGGUGGAGACAAUGGACUCUGCAGAUGUCCAUGCGUUCACAGAAGCAGAAGUAUGUGAUUCUCUUGAGGCAUCAUCUGUGCCCCGUAUGAACCAGCCCGCAUCAUCAUCUUGCGUUGUCUUUCCCUUAGUGUCUCACCUGCUCGCGUUCUCUCCGCCUGCGCCUCUGGUGUCGAGUUCAAUCUCAUCUGGUGGCAUCGUGCCCAGGCCUGGAUCUCGGUCACCGUCGUCGUCAAUGUCAUCAUCCGUGUCGUCAUCGUCAUCGUCAUCAUCGUCUUUUUGGGAGUCACAGACAUGGUCCCUUUCAAACUCCCGACUCCCGGGGUUGUUGAAUCGGAAACCUCCUGUCUUGGUUUCGCUCAAGGAGCUCUCUCUUUCGCCUCCAUCAUGCGGAGCCCGUCUCCGGCGGCAGCUUGAAGCUGGGGGAAACAUGAUAUUGCAGUCCAGAGUGAGUUUCUCCUCGUCCGAUCUGCACACAUCAACCUCAUCCUCCUCGUCUUCGGUGUCCGUGCCUCAGUCCCCGGUGUCUCCCCUUUCUUUUGCAUUUGACUUCAUGCCACAAGGCGACGACUGUGCAUCGCCCAGGAGUAUGCCCAAAGACGACAGGGCACCGGCAUCGGCUCAUAGAGGGGUGGAGGACAGGUUAUCCAAUGGGUUUGGGAGUUGGGACAUCAGCGGCGUUGCCGAUUUUGGGGAGGAGCAGGAACAAGCAGCAUCUGAACCUUUUCAGGAUGAUGAUCAUCGGAGCGCAGGAGGGUCGACCUCUGAUGGAAGAGAGGGACACGCAUCGGAUGCCGAGGUGAGCAGCGACAGCGAUGCACAUUCUGAGGCGUCUUUCACUGGGUGGGCAAACCGCAGCACUCGGGAUGGUGCAGAAGAAGAGGUUGCCGACAACAACGAUUGCAGUCCAGCGGGAAGUUUGCGUGCGGCGCAGUGUAUGGAGCUCGAUGAAUGGUACACUCUGUCGCUGAGUCCUGACGCCGGAGUACGUUCCCCGGCCUUGGAUUGUCGGAGGAGGAUCUACCCAGCGUGUAGGAGGCUGGGUACCCCCACAAGGUUGCCAGAUGCCGCCGGCCAUGGUGCGGGAAGCCUACCCAACGGUGACUGGAUUUGCUCCUCCAUUGUCUUAAGCCCUUUGAGGUGUUCUAGCGAAUUGGAGUCAGAGAAGUCGACGCCUGGCUUUAAGUGUGGGGCACACAGACAAGCGGCCUGUUCUAUAGCCAGAGCCGUGGUUGAUACGGGAAAGAAGAGGGACUGCCCCGAAGGACAGGGGGAGACUUGUAGAGCCGGUCCUUUUGGCCGAUUUGGAUUCGUGUCUUUGGCAGAGACGAUCCAGAAAUCUGGCAAAGGGAUGGAAGAAGAAGAAGUUUCAAGCAUGGAGAAGCCGUAUGACAGCGAGGACAUGUUUGAGAUUGGACUCGUGGAGAGAGGAGAGGUUGUCGAUCAGGCCUGUAGCUGUGCCUAUCGCUAUGGAGAAACCGUUAAGAAUACCGAGACAAAACGUGCAGGCGAAAAUGCUCUUGUGUGGAAACAUGAACCUCAGGAAGUCACACACAGUCCGGAAGUCAGGAGAGAGAAGAGAUCGAGGUCCUCGUCGUCAUCUGGUUACUGCUCCCUGUCCUGUUUUACAUCCUUGUCUAAUCAGAUGGUUGUUUAUCAGGUUAAAGGUCAGACGAGAGAAGGAGAUAGAAGUACUUGUGCUUCCUGGGAUGGAGAUGACGAGGCAUCGUGUGAGGAUCUCGGAUAUAGCCUCAAGGGGACUUCAGAGGACAGUGCGAAACAGCCUGCUGAAGGGCAUGGUCUUGAAGGUGCUGUCUCCGAGGAGCCUCCUCCCACAGGAGGAGGGGAGGAUGAACAUGUGGGAAACACAGUCCUUGAAAAGGAUGACGCAAAAUGUAAAGAGAAGACAGAGAACAGCAUGCUAUUCAGGGUCUUAUCACCUUCAGCAGCCAGUUGUUUGGACGCGGCAGCUUGCUUGAUUGACGGAGCCUGCAGCAACGGUAAGAAAUCCGGUGGCCGUGUACAUCACCAUAGCAUGUAUUCCUCCAAUGGGAUCGGGGAUAUGGUUUUGGGAAAGGGGGUAUGUCUCCCCAAGUCUGGCCUGUGCAUCCCGAGUGUAGCAGGGGAUGGCUCACUGCAUGUGGAAGGUGAUGAAACGGCGAGCAGCUGUGAGAUGGAGGGGGGAUCUUGGGGGGCCGUUCGCCCGGUAUGGCGUAUGAAGGAGAACCAGAGAUAUGUAAGCAGUUCAUGGGAUUUGGAGUCUGUCUCAGAUGAGGAGGAAGUUGAUGUCGAGGAAGCGAGAGAGGGGGAUGGAGGGUGCGACGAGGGUGAAGUCAGAGCGUUAAGCAGAUUAUCAGGAGGUUUCGAUACCAAACCCAACAAGCGCGUAGACAAGGGGGAACACUGUGGUGUGAGUCGGUACAGCCGGGAGUUCAUUUUCUUUUCCAACCCAGUUUAUGUGAUUGAAGAUCAAGUCAUUGGGGAGCUCGACGAAGAUGACAGGGAUGGCAGUGCAUGUCUUUCUUGCAGCAUGGACUCGACUUGCAGCGUUGCCAGGAGCAGAGUUGAAGUGAUGGAUGCCCGUGAAGAAGUGGCCGGUAGCAUCGAGGGGCCGAUCACGGACGGCGAGACAGCGCGCAUGGCAUUCGUAAGCUCUUUAACAACCUGCCAUCUGGGAGAGGGCGUGGGAGGUGCGGCGGACAACUGGGGCACGCAAACAGAUGGGAAAGGAAAUGGGGGCGGCAAUGACAAGCAGGGUUUGGACGAGUCGGAGUUGGAGGAAAGAGGAGACAGAAGUUGGGAAGGAGAGAAGGAAGAGGAGAGUGUUCUCUCGCUUGGUGUGACCACCUUCACUGCCGACAAGCAGUCUGUUGCGUCACCAUCUUGCAGCGCCGAGGUGUCUUCGACAGCCUCCUCCACCAGCUUCAGCUUCCAUGUCAGUGUCCGAAGUCCUGCUGAGAGCGUGGACUCGGCUCACUCUUCCGAUUUUGGUAAUGCUGUUGUUGAGAAUGGCAACUUGGGUGGAUUGCGCAACUCGGAAGAGGGAACGGAAUCCGCGGAUGCGAAGUGGGUUGCAUACGACAAUGGCCUGUUCCUUGCGAAACGGGAGGAUAUGGGUGACAGCGGGGGUUCUGGUGGAACAUCCGGUGCCAAUUGCGAGGUUGAAAGAGCCGCAGACGAGGCCGAGCAGAGAUCUGCAGGUGGUCAUGACAAUCGACAAAGGCGACCCCCCUGUGGAGCCGGGGCGCUCAGGCUGGGCUUGAAUGGGAGGUGGGAAAGAGUGGAGGACCUCCCGACGGGUGAAGAAGAUGAACUGGACUGCUGGAGACUGAUGCAGUGGAAUGAUUUGGAGGCUUCGAACUCAGUCGAAGGUGGGGUCCAUGCAAGUGCGCCGUAUGCUGAAAACCGUAAGCUCGUUGCCGAUGCUGUGGAUGCCAAACCCUCAGCUCGAGAAGCAAGGGGAGCAUGGUUGUAUGACGAUCCUUGGAAGCAGCAGCAGCAGCAGCACCAGCAGCGUUUUACGUUGACGUCGGCAGAGGAUCAUUGUGCCGAUGACGAUGUUGUGGAGAUGGGUGAGGGAAGCCUCUGGGAGGACGAAGCUGAUGAAGCCGAUAUGGAUGCUGGAUCCAGGAGCAGCGAGGUCCCACAGACUUAUGUUGAGAGUUGCAUCCCUUGUGCUGGAGGGGAGUCACCUGUGCGUGUUGCCGGACGGCAGAGGAAGGAUCAGCACAUGACUUGGUGGAAGAACAAUAGCUGUGCUGCAGCAGCAGCCGAAGCGGAGGCGCGAUUAGGAACUCGUCACAGCCUGACCCGGGGUGGAGACGCCUAUGGGACGAGGUGGGGUGGCUUGUCAAUGGGCAGAAGAUGGACAGCGCCGUUCUGUGACACGCUGGUUGGGGGCAUAAACCCAUUGUUCAGGGCAAAAUGUGAAGGAGAAGUCGAUUGGCAUUAGUACGAAUAGAUGCAGCGCAACCUUCUUGUCCUUCUUGUCCUUCUUGUAGCUGUCCCAAGAUGUGAACCGCUGGGAAGCCAGACAUGUCAAUUAUUCUCAUUGUUGUAUUGAGAGAUGACAGGCUGGGUUUCCUUGCGAGGUAUUUUAUAGUUGAGA
Messenger RNA from Chara braunii, 6403 nucleotides. The record is from the annotation of a GenBank genome assembly. NCBI's taxonomy places the organism in Eukaryota, Viridiplantae, Streptophyta, Charophyceae, Charales, Characeae.